Messenger RNA from Ceratosolen solmsi marchali, 1094 nucleotides. RefSeq names its product Yip1d-interacting factor 1 (gene Yif1). Gene Ontology annotation, cellular component: Golgi membrane; endoplasmic reticulum-Golgi intermediate compartment; COPII-coated ER to Golgi transport vesicle. Gene Ontology annotation, biological process: endoplasmic reticulum to Golgi vesicle-mediated transport. The transcript is spliced from 4 exons. The coding region runs from base 94 to 909 and encodes 271 amino acids. Lineage: Eukaryota; Metazoa; Arthropoda; Insecta; Hymenoptera; Agaonidae. The record is from RefSeq and is a predicted model, not a curated record.
AGAUAUAUACCUUAAAAUGAAUAUUCUGUUCUAGGAAAACCAAAAAGAGUUCUUGACCCAUCCACAGGUUUAUCCUCUCCUCCAGUUUCGCAGAUGCAAUCAAAUCCUUACAUGUACAACCAACAGGUGCCUAUGCACAAUGGAAUACCAUUAGAUUAUGGUUUUAAUGUACCAGAACAAAAUAUGCCUCCUGCUACUCCUACUUCCUACGGAUUUAACCAUCAAGUUCCAAUGUCAAUGCAAAAUGAUGGAUUUCAACCAAAUCAGUUUGGUUCACGAUUAUUAACAGAUCCUUUAGUAACAAAUGUGGCUAUGCAGUAUGGCAAUGCUUUAGCUAGUACAGGAAAGCAGCAAUUUGAAAAAUUUGUGCCCAUUACUGCUCUUAGAUAUUAUUUUGCUGUUGAUACAGAUUAUGUUGUGAUGAAACUUUUUCUACUAUUUUUUCCAUUUACACAUAAGGAUUGGUCAAUUAAAUAUGAACAAGAACAUCCUUUGCAACCACGCUUUGAAAGGAAUGCACCAGACAUGUACAUUCCCACAAUGGCAUUUCUUACAUAUGUUGUAAUGUCUGGUCUUGCACUAGGUACACAAGAAAAAUUUACGCCCGAACAAUUAGGUAUAACAGCUAGUUCUGCAUUAGCUUGGGGAAUCAUAGAAUUAUUAGUUCACAUCAUAACUCUUUAUGUUAUGAAUCUUGACACAAGUUUGAGAUUAGGUUAUUAUAGUGUAUUUAGCUAUUUCAGUAUAUCACUUGCAUUUUUCUUGAUACGAUCACUAAAACUUAGAGUAAUACCAGAAGGGCACUCAUCAUAUUCGGCUUUAGGCAAUAAAAGAAGAUUAUAUUUUAUUCUGUUUAUUGCUGGAAUUCAACCAAUCUGUAUGUGGUGGCUUUCAUAUCAUCUGAUAUAAAAGUUGAUGAUGAAGUUUUGUUUAUUAUUUAUAAAGUGGGCAAUAAAGGGCAGAUUAAAAUACAAAUAAAAGUUAUUAUGAAAAUUAACUUUUCCUAUACAUUUUAAUAUAAUAAGACAUAAUAAACCAAGAUUCCUUUUCAGCAGUUAUAAUAGAUUUGUUUUUCCAUAAACUGAAAUCAAGAU